Messenger RNA from Ceratina calcarata, 2902 nucleotides. RefSeq names its product sarcoglycan delta (gene Scgdelta). Gene Ontology annotation, biological process: heart contraction. The coding region runs from base 645 to 1916 and encodes 423 amino acids. Lineage: Eukaryota; Metazoa; Arthropoda; Insecta; Hymenoptera; Apidae. The transcript has 7 exons. The record is from RefSeq and is a predicted model, not a curated record. Gene Ontology annotation, cellular component: membrane; sarcoglycan complex.
UCAACUUUUCGCGUUCGUUCCUACGAAAGAAGUUUGCGUUUUUCUUAAUAUCCCUCGUCGUUCCGUUACUUAGUUAGUUAAUACUUUACGCGAGAGUACAGUCUUGGUUUUGCGAAACGUGUAUAAGAAAAUUGCGACAUGUUCGAGGUUAUUUUCCACUUUCGGAGUGCGCCAAUGAAUUGGGCCGUGUGUCGUGUCUCAAAGUCGCGCCAUAUUACAUUUUCUUCGUUUCGGUAGUCUUUUAUGGGAGUCUGCGGUGUUCGUUACGCGGUGAAUUCACGGGAAAUUCGUGAUACGAUGUUCUAGGUCUUUCGUUCAUUUCUCGAGUUAACAAGCCGGUACGUGUUCGCGCUCGAUUUCCGCAGGUCGCGUUGCGUCGUAAACAAGGUCAUGAACGGAAAUUCGGCGCGUUAUACUCGUGGCGUGGUUUGAUUUAUUAAAAGGACCCCUCGGGUCAAGUUUCGCCGAAAUCCGUCGCGUAUUUAAUACAUAUGCAAUCGUGUGCGCGUUACUUAAGUAUCUACGUCAGUAGUGUCUCGUCCUGUGCAAAUGGAAACGUCAAAGUUGCGGUCAUCGUAGUUUCGGAGUUUCUGGAAUGGCAACUACGUAUUCCAUUGGAGUGGUGCUGAUCGUGGCCAACGAGAAUGGUCAACAUGGAUACGUCGCCGACGUUGAGUAUCGGUGGCUCGAGGGCGAGAGCAGCGCUUUUGACAACCACCGGCGCUGGAACCGGAAGCACUGAUAGGCGCGUCGUCUUUUUAGCGAGUCAACCAAACGUCGGUAGCAGUCACGAGACUAAGACCUGGCCGCACCAUUGGUCACCGCACACGACGGGUAACAGUUACAAAUCGCCGGAGGAGUCACCGCAUUCGGAGCACAGCAGAUUCAGAAUGACUCGGGGACAAACGAGUUGGUCGGACGAACCGUGCACGUCGACCAGCGGUCGGAACGCAGCACGACAAUCGGCGGGACCAUCGUCGAGGACGACGCCACCCAUUCUCGAGGAUCGCACCUCCGGUACCGCCUCGUGUAAAGGUGGCUUCAGGUUAGGCGUUUAUGGUUGGAGAAAAAGGUGCUUGUACUCGUUGGUGCUCACGCUGAUAGUCAUCGUGAUACUGAACUUGGCGCUCACCCUGUGGCUUCUCAAAGUUAUGGGAUUCAGUUCCGAGGGAAUCGGAUCCUUGAAGGUGGUGCCUGGAGGGAUCGAGCUCAGAGGUCAGGCCGCCGUCCUCGACGCCCUCGUGGCCUCGAGUUUGAGAUCCAGACGGGGGAAAAAUCUGGUGCUGGAGUCGUGGAACAACUUCACGGCAUCGGCCAGAUCGCAUGACGGACGGUUGCUCGCCCGGUUCACCGUCGGCGAGGAUCGCGUGGACUGCGUGUCGAGAGGCUUCCGGAUAACCGACCCUCAAGGAGGAAUCCUCUUCUCGGCGGAUAGGGAGCAGGUGGUAGUGGGCGCGGAAAUGCUGAGGGUAACUGGCGACGGGGGUGCUGUUUUCAAGACGAGUGUCCAAACGCCUCUGGUCAGAGGGGAUUCGAGCCGUGGUCUCAGACUGGAGUCUGCGACCAGAUCGCUGAAGAUCAGUGCUCCCCAACAAGUGGCAAUCGAGUCGUGGGCGAACGAGAUCUCGGCGUCGUGCUUGACGGACUUGAAGCUUCAAAGCGUGCACGGUGCCAUCAGGCUGGACGCGAAGUCUCUGUUCAUGAAGGGACUGAAGGCGGCGAGUCCGAGUCAGAGCCACUCGUCGAGAGAGCAACAGCAGCAGCAGCAGCAGCAGCAGCAACAACAACACUCAUCGAGGACGUCCGGAGGCCACCAGAGUCACACGACCAUCUAUCAGUUAUGUGCCUGUGCUAACGGCAAACUCUUUCUCGCCAGGUCCGAGGAAACUUGCCAAGCAGACAAAUCCAUUUGCUAAUACCGAACUGGAACCGAUCGACGUUUAACAACACAAUGAAAUUUCUUCGCGACAGUAGAGUCACCGGCUCCAACGAGGAGCAGCCGGUCUGCCGGUGAUAUCGAAAUUGUUACGCGAAACUGUCGUAGCGAUCCAUGCAGGUGGUGAUGUACAGUAGUCGAAAUCUCAAAGAUCGCCCGAGGCCUUCCGCUUUUCGCUAGUGUUUCCGUUUCGAAGUGAAAACGACCAUCUCAGUCGCGUUUUUGUCCCGCUGGAUGCGCGUAAGGGAUCUUCGUGAACGAGAGAGGACACGAAUUUUAUCUUGUAACUGUACAUUAACGAAUAUAAGAGCAGUGUGAACGAACGAUUUCUAGAAUAACCGAUACAGCGAGAAAUGUUUGCGAGAUGCAUGUUUAGAAUAUUCCUAACGGCGGUACUGAUCCUAGGGGAUGCAUAGUUCUUCCAGGUAUUGCGAAGGUGCUACGUGAACUUGUGUACGUCGACGAGCCUGUGCGAUCACCGAAUAGACAGCGCCCUGAGUUGUCCGCUCGUUCCUGUCUGUCCUUGCCGUGUCGUAAUGCCGAGUCCUUCGCCCAAUUUCCUCCUGCUGGUCUUUGCGUAAGAAGAGCGAAGAAAAAGAGAAAAGUUCGAAUUGACAUGUCGGUAGGCAACGAUUCCUCAGUUCCUUUGAGUCAGAGAAAGAAAUGCAUAGAAUGAGGAAUGCGUUCGAGAGGGAGGACGCGAGUGUAUGGAGACGGUGUACCUAGCUGCGUUCAUACUAUUAUAGUUUGAAAAUGAUUCGUGUGUGUUUAUUCGCCUGGUUCCGGAUUAGCGUGACACGUGGGAGCGACUAGAGGAACGUUUAUUUUGAAGCGUGUUUUGCGAUGAGAGAAGCAAGUGUAGUUCACUGUAAAAGGAUCCGAUUGUGUGAUCCAGCUUGUACGCUGUACAUCGGCCAUGUCCAUCUAUUUAUGUAUGUGGCAAUAAAGUCGUUAUUGUUACUAUUA